GCCAACUUUGAUGCACUUGCUGCUACUCGUCUCAAAGGAAUGGUUAGUCUUGCAAAGUCUAAGGGAAAACAACCUGAGUGGAUUCUGUUCAGUGGGAUCCCACGAUUGAGCAUCUAGUUAAAGCCAACUUUGAUGCACUUGCUGCUACUCGUCUCAAAGGAAUGGUUAGUCUUGCAAAGUCCAAGGGAAAACAACCUGAGUGGAUUCUGUCUGACCAUUGGGAAAAAAUGGUAGAUUACUGGAAGACUCCAAAAGCCAAAGAAAAAAGCGAGAAAGCUCGUACUUCACGAUUAUUUAGUCGUGAUGGUUUAGGCCCACAUUGUCACAGAGCGGGAUCACGUUCUUAUGCAAAAGUGAAAGAUGUUUUGGAAGCAAAUAAUGAAGACUCUUCCUUUAUUGCUGUGAUGAGAAAGACGCACCAAAAAUCCGAUGGGUCCUAUGUUGAUGAGUGAGCACGACUAAUUGCUGAAGCAUAUGAUGAACAUCUUCUAGAACGCUUGGCACAAAUGGAGUCCUCUAAUGGAGAGGUUUUGACAAUGGAUUCUCUGACCAUCGAGGAGAAAAAUGACAUCUAUGUUAAGAUUGCUGGUAUAUCGAAACUAGGUCGUGUAUUUGGACGUGGAUCACUCCAAAGUGGGAUUUCUAUGUCUUUGGAUGGUUCGGCUGUGCCCCCUCAAGCUACUGAAGAAGUAGGAACAUUAAUGCUAAGAGAUCAAGAGCUGGAAAUGGAAUUGCAAAAGAGUCGUGAAGAUAAUGUGGUUAUUCAGAAACGACUUGAUUCUAUGGAGAAACUGAUUCAAUCAUUUGCAGGUCCCAGUGGAUCAAAUGCAGCAGCUCCACAAACUUCCAUGGGUGUUGGUUCGUUUGCUCAUGCUACGUAGUUUGGUUUUACUUAUGUUUGCUAAUGCUACUUUCCUUAUUUGCUUCCGUUUAUGUUGUUAAGUUUAUUUGCUUAUUUGCUUCCGUUUAUGUUGUUAAGUUUAUUUGCUUCCGUUGUAUGUUUGGAUGUUGAUUUGGUAAUUUAAUCAUUUCUAUUAUUUAUCAAA
This is a messenger RNA of Camelina sativa (false flax), 1046 nucleotides long. NCBI's taxonomy places the organism in Eukaryota, Viridiplantae, Streptophyta, Magnoliopsida, Brassicales, Brassicaceae. The record is from RefSeq and is a predicted model, not a curated record.